Messenger RNA from Neogale vison (American mink), 682 nucleotides. RefSeq names its product basic leucine zipper ATF-like transcription factor 3 (gene BATF3). Bases 1 to 369 code for a protein of 122 amino acids. The transcript is spliced from 3 exons. Gene Ontology annotation, cellular component: nucleus. The record is from RefSeq and is a predicted model, not a curated record. Gene Ontology annotation, biological process: regulation of transcription by RNA polymerase II. NCBI's taxonomy places the organism in Eukaryota, Metazoa, Chordata, Mammalia, Carnivora, Mustelidae. Gene Ontology annotation, molecular function: DNA-binding transcription factor activity, RNA polymerase II-specific; RNA polymerase II cis-regulatory region sequence-specific DNA binding.
AUGUCGCAAGUGCUCCCGGCGGCCGGCAGCGUCCUGCAGAGGAGCGUCGCGGCGCCGGGGAACCAGCCGCAGCCGCAGAGCCCAGACGAUGAUGACCGGAAGGUCCGAAGGAGAGAAAAAAACCGAGUUGCUGCUCAGAGAAGUCGGAAGAAGCAGACCCAGAAGGCUGACAAACUCCACGAGGAGUACGAGUACUUGGAGCAGGAGAACACUGGGCUGCGGCGAGAGAUCGCGAAGCUGACGGAGGAGCUAAAGCACCUGAGCGAGGCACUGAAGGAGCACGAGAAGAUGUGCCCGCUGCUGCUGUGCCCCAUGAACUUUGUGCCGGUGCCCCGGCCGGACCCUGUGGCUGGCUGCCUGCCCCGAUGAAGGCCGAGGCUCGUCGUCCUCUGCCGACGGAGGAGCCUUGGUCUUUUUCACACCUGGUGGGGGAAGGGCUCCCUCCGUGUCUGUGUCCAGGGGGAACCGGUGGCCAGGUCACCUCCUCGGAGCUCCUGGCCGUGUCCUCAGCACACAGCUACCACAGGACGCUCCCGAGGGCGCCUCUCGGAGCCCUGAGUGGAUCCGGGCCGGGAGGCCACUCUCAGGAGUCCCCUCAGUCCACUCUGGCAGCUAGUAGUUUCCAUGUUGUGCAGAAUUAUUUCCUCUAGAAUUUGGAGAAUAAAGGUGGUUAUGAUCUCUC